GGAAAAUGUAAUGGAAGAAGACACAUCGUGCCAGGAGAAUAUUGUCUUGGAAGUGACCAAUCAGGUCGAGGCGGAAACCUGGGCCUCAGACAUUUCAAACAACAACGCUGUCGAAUCUGUAGAACUGGAAGGGAAUAACGCCGACACAGAAAUGAGCGAUGGCGAGGUGCCACCAUCACAAACACAACUUGAAGACCACGAUGUAGAUAUGGGCCAGGACACAGAAAAUGAAGACAAAAAUGCGUUUAAAUCUGAUGAUCAAAAACUGCUGUGUUAUAUCUGUGAGGAGAUUGAGGCUGUUGUUGCAUUCAAACCUUGCGGCCACACAAUUGUAUGCAUAGAAUGUGCAGCUCAGUUGAAGAGAUGUUUGGAAUGUAAAACGCCUAUUACUGGUAAAGGAACGAGAGAUGGUAACCCAAUCAUCGGAAUUAACAACAAAUCCUUGGUCUUGGGAUAUCAGCAACUUGAAGCAAAGUUUCGGAAAUUGGAGGAAUCUGUUGUGUGUUGUAUUUGCGUGGAAAGGAAGAAGGACGUAAUUUUCCGCUGUGGUCACGGCGCAUGUCAGUUUUGUGCAGAGCAGCUGAGUGUCUGCCAUAUUUGCCAGAAGCCAAUUGAGAUGAAAAUACAAAUGUUUUGAUUCUGUGCUG
This is a messenger RNA of Stylophora pistillata, 647 nucleotides long. RefSeq lists its product as uncharacterized. Gene Ontology annotation, biological process: protein ubiquitination. The record is from RefSeq and is a predicted model, not a curated record. Gene Ontology annotation, molecular function: protein binding; zinc ion binding; ubiquitin-protein transferase activity. NCBI's taxonomy places the organism in Eukaryota, Metazoa, Cnidaria, Anthozoa, Scleractinia, Pocilloporidae. Gene Ontology annotation, cellular component: cytoplasm.